CUUCAAAGCCAUCUAGAUCUUCAUUCGUGCAGCACACACUCAGGCGAAGCGCACCCGCGUGGAUCUCCAGCCGGCAUCUUGGUCAAGCGCAGAAAUUCACAGUCACGCUUCGGGCUUGAUAGUGUGCCGAGUUAGGAACGUCUUACGCGUCAUAAUUCAAACUUCAACUCACUGCUUCGCUCCCCUGUUGCCGCGCUUCGCGAAGUAUUCAUGUCUUCCGGAAAGACCCACAAGUUUGAAUCCGUUCCGACGAAGGACCCGGAAGAUGACGGCAACGCAGUACCAGAAACAGACCCGGAUUUUAUGUGCGGCAUCUUUGGAUACAGGCCGCCGUGGCUCCAGCGAUUCGCCAAGGCUUACUACUUCCUCCUUUUCUACUCGCUGUUCGGAAUUUUCCAAGGGGCGCUUAAGGCCUACCUCAACGGCUGCAUUACCACCUUAGAGAAGAAAUUCGGCCUCACGGGCAAGACGUUCGGAGUCAUCCUCAUCGCGGACAACAUAAGCGCGCUCUUCGCCAGCCUGCUCAUCGGCUACUACGCUACGAAGAUCAGCCGGCCAAAGAUAAUCGCUUUCGGGGUUUGGGUCUCCGUGCUGGGAUGCUUCUGCAGCGUGCUGCCGUAUAUCAUCUACGGGCCAGGAUUUAUAAAUCAAGGAGGGCCCACGUCUGGUGCGAAAUCGGACGUCGCGUCGCACAAUUCCAGGGCGCAGCUUAAGUUCUGCACCACGGCAGAAGAGGACUUCAACGAGGGGGCAAGCAGUGUAACCGGCGAGACGCCCGCACCAACGGCCAUUGUAGCCGUGUGCCUGCUAUUUUUGGCCAACUUCCUGAACGGUAUCGGCGGCACGGCUUUCUACAUCUCGGGGGCAACGUACACCGACGACAACGUUAAGAAGAAGAACUCUCCAGUCUACUUCAGCUUGAUCAUGUCUCUGCGUUUGGUCGGACCUAUGCUGGGAUAUGUGUCGGCGUCUGUUUGCCUCAGUAUUUACGAGUCACCAUUUGAAAAACCCGGAAUAACCCGCAAGCACCCUAACUGGAUCGGCGCCUGGUGGCUGGGCUUCGUCAUCUGGGGUGGUGCCAUGGCUCUGAUGUCGCUACCCAUGUCCCUGUUCCCCAAGCACAUUCGGAGGAGUUCUGUGCCCACGAUCACCGAGAACAAAAAGAAUGAACGCAAAUCUCUGGGUGAGAAGAUCGCAAACGAUGCACGAGAUUUCAAGACUGCUGUGAGCCGCCUUUCUAAGAACCCCGUGUUGAUGUGGAAAAUGGCAACGCUUGUUUUCGUCAUCAAUGCCAUCGGUGGCUACGUCAGUAUGUUCCCCAAAUACGUCGAGAACCAGUACCGAGUUUCGGCGUCAAAGGCAAGCCUCUUCACAGGACCCACGAAAGUCUUGGCCAUGAUGGUUGGACUCUUUCUUGGAGGAAUGAUCAUCCGCUUCUGGAAGCCUCGCGCUCGCACGAUAGGCCUGCUGGGAGCCUUCGCCGACUUCAUCAACAUUUCGUUCCUCUUCGCGGGCAUUUUCCUCGGCUGUUCUGGCUGGCAAUUGGCCGGCACACGUCUCGAAAACGACGGGAGGCUGUCCCUGAGCAAUCCGUGCAACGAGUACUGCGACUGCCCUACUGGACGCUUCCAGCCCAUAUGUCACGUCACACAGCGGGCCACGUACUUCUCGCCUUGUGCUGCGGGGUGCCUCGACAAAGGAAACGGUUCCAUGGAGUGCUCCUGCAUAACGGAAGCUAUGGGCACCGACAACGACGCAGCACUACCCAGUAUGGCUAUGGGAUUUUGUGACUUCCCCUGCCAAAACCUAUUCAUUUUAGUAUUCAUCAUCAGCUUGGGAAAGCUGAUAUCGCAGCUUUCUCGGGUAGGAUCGACGCUCAUCACACUCAGGUGUGUUGACCCAGCAGACAAAGGAAUAGCAAUGGGAAUGCUCGCCGCCUGCUUGAACUUCCUAGGGGCCAUUCCGUACCCGCUCAUCUACACGGCCAUCUUUGACGCCACCUGCCUCGUGUGGGAAGACCGCGGUGGUCGCCGGGGCAACUGCUCAUUCUACGACGUCGACAAACUACGCGUCGCCUACCACGCCGUCACGAUCGUCUUCAUGAGUCUCGGGCUGGUGUGCCAGCUCAUCAUGUCCUACUACGCCAAACGCGUCCCCGACAUGUACGGUGAAGCGGAGGUACGCGAAGGAGACGCGGCCGCGUCCAAGUCGGAGAACGGCGCGCUGGAGAUGAACGGUAUCAACGGUGACCUCGUGGGGAAGACGCCGCCGCCGAUUAGCUCUUGAACUACAUCGCACGUUUUACCUCUCGAGUUGUCAGUCGCGUGAGAAAGGUGGAGACGGCUGGCGCGAUACGCAGGUAUACGUCGCGUAUAAGUCGGCGCCGUGGUAGCCCUGCCGGUGGCAUGCGUGGGGCCCGUCAUCUAAACGUUCGCGACCUGAUCACCGUUUCGAAAGUCAUGAAGCAAACAAAGUCGCCGCCCAGUCAUACUUGUGGGGCCAUCGUGUCGUGCCUCAGUCUAGUCUUUGCGGUAUCUGUUACCCUUGCAUCACUACUGCCACAUCACGUAAAGCGUCGGCAACCUUAUCUCGCGUCUAAAGGCUUGAAUAUAGUGAAACUAUGCACUGCUCGCAAGAAGUACCACUUACGACAAUAAAUACCUUUGUCGCUAUUAUG
Messenger RNA from Dermacentor andersoni, 2677 nucleotides. RefSeq names its product solute carrier organic anion transporter family member 74D-like. Gene Ontology annotation, biological process: transmembrane transport; sodium-independent organic anion transport. NCBI's taxonomy places the organism in Eukaryota, Metazoa, Arthropoda, Arachnida, Ixodida, Ixodidae. Gene Ontology annotation, molecular function: protein binding. Gene Ontology annotation, cellular component: basolateral plasma membrane. The record is from RefSeq and is a predicted model, not a curated record.